Sphaeroforma arctica JP610 is the source of this 279-nucleotide messenger RNA. RefSeq lists its product as hypothetical. The annotation marks the transcript as partial. Lineage: Eukaryota; Ichthyosporea; Ichthyophonida. The record is from RefSeq and is a predicted model, not a curated record. Gene Ontology annotation, molecular function: phosphatidylserine decarboxylase activity. Gene Ontology annotation, biological process: phospholipid biosynthetic process. The transcript has 2 exons.
UCAUCACAGCUUUGAAGACUCUCUAUCACACCCGAAACGGCAAGAACGCGAGCAAGAACAAACAAGUGCAGCGCUUCUUGAAGAACAUGUCCAUCAAAGAAGGCAAGCGCAUGAACGACCCUGUCUCCGUUGCACAGAUCAGACCCUUCAUCAAAGUACACAAACUCGACCAAAGUGAUUGGCUGCUCCCAGUGGACGAUGAGAACAAGAACUAUCUCUGCUUCAAUGAUUUCUUCUAUCGCAAGUUGGCGCCGGGUGCGCGGCCAAUAGACUCUGAGG